ACCACUCUAUUGUUUGAAUGGCGAAAGUUUGUUUCAUCUUGGUUGUAACUACGGUGGUGGUGCUUGGCUUGGCCGCCUCGACCGUGCACGGUCAAGGCACACGGCUCGGGUUCUAUCAUGCCAAGUGCCCGAACGCUGAAUCCAUCGUUAGAUCCACCGUCCAAUCCCAUUUCAUGAAGGAUCCCACUAUCUCUCCUGGGUUAUUGAGAAUGCACUCCCAUGACUGCUUUGUUCGAGGGUGUGAUGCUUCUGUGCUUCUUGAUGGUCCUGAUUCCGAGAGGACGGCUGUGCCUAACCUUACUUUGAAAGGGUUUGAGGUCAUUGACGAUGCCAAGUUGCAACUUGAAGAUGCUUGCCCUGGUGUCGUGUCGUGUGCUGAUAUUCUUGCUCUUGCUGCUCGUGACUCCGUUGUUCUGACGGGUGGAUUAAGAUGGGAAGUUCCGACCGGACGACGAGAUGGCAGAAUUUCAUUGGUUUCAGAAGUGAACUUGCCAAGUUUUUCCGAUUCCAUUGAAGUUCAAAAAGAGAAAUUUAGGGUAGUGGGUCUCAACACUCAUGACCUCGUCACUCUUGUAGGAUCCCAUACGAUCGGAACUGCAUCAUGUCGUUUUUUCAGUUAUAGACUCUACAACUUCACGACCACCACCGAAAGUGGCGCCGAUCCUACCAUUAACCCAUCGCUUGUCGGUCGGCUACGAGAACUUUGCCCUGAAGACGGAGAUGGCUCAAAUAGAGUCGAGCUCGACAUUGGUAGUCCCGAAAAGUUCGACCUGUCGUUCUACUCAAACUUGAGGCGUGGGGGUGGGAUAUUAGAGUCCGAUCAGAAGCUGUGGAACGAUGACUCUACUCGGCCGACCGUCCGACACUACUUGGGUUCGAGGAUUCUAAGGGGACGUUCCAACUUUAGAGUUGAGUUUGGGAAAUCAAUGGUGAAAAUGAGCAACAUUGACGUUAAAACUGGCAUUGAGGGUGAAAUCCGAAGGGUUUGCUCCGAGGUUAAUUGACGUGUUUAAGGUUUCAAUAUUCCAUGUGUUUUUUCAGUUUAAUCAGUUGUGUCGGAGUUUGUUAUAAAGUUUUUAAUCUCUUAUGUUU
Cucurbita maxima (winter squash) is the source of this 1092-nucleotide messenger RNA. Its product is annotated as cationic peroxidase 2-like. The record is from RefSeq and is a predicted model, not a curated record. Gene Ontology annotation, biological process: response to oxidative stress; hydrogen peroxide catabolic process. Gene Ontology annotation, molecular function: heme binding; peroxidase activity. Lineage: Eukaryota; Viridiplantae; Streptophyta; Magnoliopsida; Cucurbitales; Cucurbitaceae. Gene Ontology annotation, cellular component: plant-type cell wall; plasmodesma. The transcript has 3 exons. The coding region runs from base 18 to 1004 and encodes 328 amino acids.